Colletotrichum abscissum is the source of this 1095-nucleotide messenger RNA. RefSeq lists its product as uncharacterized. Bases 1 to 1095 code for a protein of 364 amino acids. The transcript has a single exon. Gene Ontology annotation, cellular component: fungal-type vacuole. The record is from RefSeq and is a predicted model, not a curated record. NCBI's taxonomy places the organism in Eukaryota, Fungi, Ascomycota, Sordariomycetes, Glomerellales, Glomerellaceae.
AUGGUUUCGUCACGCCAUUCGCUGAAGCGCUCGCUUCUCCUGUCCACCUUUGCCGCCUUGUCUCUCUUCUCUGCCACGGGUCUCGCGCAAGAUAGUAGCAGUGGAGGAAAUGCCCAGACCAGUGCUUCGCAGGCAGCUUCUACAGACGAUGCCACCACCUCGGCUGCGCAGCCUUCGCGCACCAACGCGGCAACCGCCGUCAUCACCAACACCGGCGCCGUUGCCACAACGGAAGCGAGCAUCAGUGCCCCUAGAAUCACCGGCACCUCCGAUUCCACUGGCGAUGUCCUCACGGGUCUACCGUCCCUUACAAACCAGCCCAUUGUGACGACAUACCCGCCGGCCAGUGUACCCCCCACCAACAACGCUCCUUAUAUGCACCGCUCGAGUGCUCCUCAAGGAACCGUCUUCAUUGCCGUGGGCUCCAUUCUUGGUGCCUUUGGCCUCGGCAUUCUGAUCUGGCGCGGCAUCAUCGCUUGUCUGCUGCACCGCUCCGUUGCCCGCGCCGCCAAUGCUCAGUAUGUCGCCAACGACAAGCAGAGCUUCCCUGCCCCUCCAGCGCAAUUCUACAAGUAUACCGACCGCGAAUCCACUCCUUCUCUCGUUCCCAAUGGAGGACGUGGUGUGCGUAGAACGCAGCGCGGCCCCAUCCCCUCUGCGACGCCGAGCCAGUCGAACCUCUUCUUCUCGCCCACCGCAGCUGGCGGCGGCAAUAGCAACAACAAUAACAAUAACUCGGCCACCAACCGCGACUCUCGUUUCCUUCCUUCUGGAUUCUACGCCGCUGCCACCUCGUCUCCCAGUCCUGCUCACGGUCACUCAAUAAGUUUGACGAACCUCCGCCCCGAAUCCCGAGGCCAGUAUGGAAGCCGCAACAACUUGAGGGAAUCUACGCCUCCGGAAUCCCCUUCGUACGGCGCAAGGCGCGACUUUAGCACCAGCUCGGUCAACUUGUCUGCGGCGCCUGGGAACGGACAAAGAGCUCCCAGUGCUUACCUCGAGGAUCUCUUGGACGAGAAUCCCAAUGCCUUCCCGCCAAGCCAGAUGCGCCCCGGAUCUCGAAAUGCCAACAACUCUCCCGGUGGUCGAUUCUAG